AUGGCGCGAAGGAAGGAUGCCAGCACCAUUGGUGUGCGCAUUGGCUUGAGGCAACGAGGCUGCAACGGGAUGUCGUACACCAUGGACUACACCGAUAAAGUGAACAAGUUCGACGAGGUAGUUGAGACCGAUCAGGGCAUCAAGGUGGUUGUAGAUUCCAAAGCCGUGCGGUGCCCUACAGCCUGGCACCGUGCUGAUCGUGCCACACAGAAUGAAUGGGUCAUGAUCUCAUGGCUAUUCAGCUGA
This is a messenger RNA of Cladocopium goreaui, 246 nucleotides long. The record is from the annotation of a GenBank genome assembly. Lineage: Eukaryota; Dinophyceae; Suessiales; Symbiodiniaceae.